AUGGAGGGAAGCCCCUCAGGCGGCAGACCAAGGCCGAAGGGCCCCCCCUCUCUAGCACCGGAGUCUUUUUCGAAGAGGCGUCGCACCUCGCAAGACACCCCUGAGAGCCGCUUCGCGGCGGGACCUGCUGUGCAUGCAGUGUCUGAAGGAGGUGCCCCUCCACCUUGUGCAGAUGGACCUUCAGAGGGAGGAGACAAAGAGUCUGCCCCUCGUGUCUCGUUCCCCCAGGUGCUGCACGACCGCCUCUCGUGCGGUGCCUAUCUGCUGCCACUCUUGCAACACACACUGCGGCAGCGACUUCGGUCUGCUCUCAGGGGGCAGCUGCACAACAUAUCGCUAGGGAGCUCCCAGGCAACCCCCCGAAAGCGUGACGGCUUCGAACCGUCGCCAGCAGUCGAGUCUUUUCUGAAGGGAGGGAGUUCCGCGGCUGCGACCAUCAGGGCGCAAAACGACGGCAAAAACAGCGGCAGCAAAGGCGCAUCCUUCGAGGCAGUCGCGGGUUCCCUAGCGGCAAAACUGACUUGCUGCCUCGAGCUGAAGGAGAAGAGCAGCGUCUUGGUUUUGGGGCCUCGUGGGUCAGGCGCUACCACAGCUGUCGAAUCGGCCCUUCGGUUUGUGCAGCAGCAGCGAAAUCAGCAGCAGCAGUUGCUUGUGGUGGUGCGUGUGAACUGCUCCUUGUAUCCGAACGACGCGGCCAUUCUCCAGGCGAUAGUGCGUCGUCUGUGCGCUGCGCUGCAGCAGCACCAGCCGCAGCUGCAUGCGCAGCAGCAUGGGGGCAGCUUCGGAGACUGGCUGAAGCGGUUGCGAGACUUGCUGGUGGACAGCUGCUCGUUGAUGGGGAAGGCCGUAGUGAUCGUCUUGGAUCGCGUCGAGGUGUGCUGUCUCUCCGGGUCGGAGUGGGGGAGGGGAGGCACUGGGCAGCAGCAGCAGCUGCUGUAUAAUCUCUUCGACUUGCAGCACAGCGAAGGCCUUCACAUCUGCACCAUUUGUCUCUCACCCGUCUUGGACCUUGCAGACUUCAUGGAGAAGCGCAUCCGCAGCAGGUUCACGAUGCAGAAGCUCUGCCUGAAGGCAGCCAUGCGCGUGCCCGAUCUCCUUCAGUUCAUCCGACGCGACCUCCUGAGGGUGACACCAGAGCAGCUCCUCGAAGCGCACAGCGCGUCUGCGCGCUCCCAAGGAAGCAGCGUGCAGCCGAGGGGAGAGGCCCCAGAGGAGGACGCACGCGUGGUGCAGCGCUUUCUGAGGGCUUUCGAAGCAGCGGUAGAGGCUGAGCUCAGCGAUCCUCAGUUCAAGGCUCGAUGUGAAAGGGCCUUGGCUGUGGGGAGAGACGCCCGUAGGUUUUUGGCUGCCGCAGUGACUCCGCUGCUUCUGUUUGAAACGCCGCUGCCUCGUGUGGCUGCCGAAGGGCCCUGGGGUGCAUGGGGGGCCCCCGAAGUUCCCGAGGCCCUCUCCCCCCUGCAUUCCCCUCUGCGGCAUCAUGUCGAGGAGGCCCCCCCCAACGCCAGCAGCCUUCCUAAGGGCCCCGUCGCUUCCGACGUAGAGGAGCAGCCGAAGCAACAGGAGAACGGACUCAACUUGUGCGCCGAGGCUCUCGAUACACAGCGCGUAAGCAGGCAGCAGCACGACCACUUAGUUCUGACUGCCAUGGCGCGACUCCACCGAAAGGCCCUCAUCCCCAAGACCUUCCUCGCAGUUCUUCACGAAGCCCUGCGGAGAGCUUUCAUCCGUUUGCACGAGUGUGGCUUGCUGCAAAGGUGUUCCUACGGCUUGCACCAUCUUGGACUAUCCGGGGUUGCCCUCGACCUGCAUGGCUCCCACCUCCCUUCAAGAUUCCCCAGGAGGAUAAACGAUCUCAGCCUCGACCCCAGGAGCUCUCACUACCCCGCUGCAACAGCAGCAAAGCCUGAGAACAGUUCACGUAUAAGUAUCCCUAGUCGAGUGCAUGCAGACACGUGGGCCUUUAGUGCAUCACCCGCACGCGCGUCUCCGCGAAGCGGUACAUUUGUGCGCUUACGUGUCUCGGCCCUGGCGAGAGAUGCAGUUGGCCGUAUAGCGCUGUAUCCGGAAUCUCGAACUAGACGAAACAAGCAAGCCCCACCAAGUGCACUCGAGUGCGGAGGCCUUUGGUGGAGAGGCCUUUGA
Molecule: messenger RNA, 2142 nt
Organism: Cyclospora cayetanensis
Lineage: Eukaryota; Apicomplexa; Conoidasida; Eucoccidiorida; Eimeriidae
Exons: 6
Coding region: 1-2142 (713 amino acids)
Biological process (GO): DNA replication; DNA replication initiation
Cellular component (GO): nucleus; nuclear origin of replication recognition complex
Molecular function (GO): DNA replication origin binding
Source: RefSeq, a predicted model, not a curated record